AGCGGGCAUUGUUGGUGAGAGCGCGUCUCCGGGCAUUGUUGGUAAAAGCGCGUCUGGCUCGCAGCAGGCUCUAUAUCAACCUCCCACUCACCUGCGCUCAGCUUGCAUCUCUCCUACUCCUUCUCGCAAGCACGACAGCUGCAACUCAACCAUUACAUCCUCUCUCUCUCGUUCUCUCUCUCUCUUACACACUUGACCCACCGUAAGUCUUCCCCAGCUUGAGCCACAAGCUUUCCAGCGCCCGCUAACGCAGCUGCAAGGAACAGUAGCCAUGGUCUACUAUCGUACCGCCAACGAGCUCCGCUCGGCCUUUGGACCCAUGGCUGGCGGCUACAACGCUGCGGACUUGGCGCACCGACCUGACAGCGUGCUUGCGCUCGAGCUGGCUGCGCUGAAGCCUGGCGAGAGCGUGCUUGAGCUCGGCACAGCUGGCGGUCGCCUGCUCGCCCAAGCCAAGUUGACCGUUGGUGCCGGCGUCUGCGUUGGCGUCGACGCCGUGCAGGAGCUGCUUGACAUCGACUUUCCCCACACGCUCAACGACAAAGGCCUCACUGUGCACCCUCAGGGCACCGCGGCCCAGCAGGUCCACCGGCUGCGCGCCAACAUCACCGACGCCGCGCUCGUCGACCGCGUCCGCGCGCUUCCUGGGGCGCCGCUGGUCUACAACUGCAUCUUCGCCCUCCACGUCCUCACGACCAUUCCGCCUGACCAGCGCCUGCAGACGCUGCGCAGCAUGCGCCGCCUCCUCGCCCCAAACGGCCGCAUCGUCACGAACAUGUCCGCGCGCUUCAUCGACACCCCGCCCCCAGCUGCAGAGGCCGCCCUCCCCGAGCAGUUCCGCACGGCCGCUCGCUACACCGAGGCUCCUGGCAGCUUGAUCUUGAUGAUGAAUGCGCCCCACGUCGUCGCCAUGACCCCUCAAGGCCCUCGACCAGCCAAGGCGGCCGUCUCAACCACGCAGCUCAGCCCUGAUCGACUCUGGGUGGUCGCGAGGCAGCAGGCCGCUCACGCGGCGGAGCGAGCAGGCCUCUCUGUCGUCGCCUCUCGCGACAUCGGCAAGGGCGACAGCUUCGGCCUCCCUCUUGGCAGCCGCUCUCCUCCUCAGAACCAGCUGAACAGCUUGCCCCCCGCGCAGAUUGUCGCCAUGGUCAGCGGGAACGUGGCUGCACUCAACGCCUACCACUGCACCGGACGCGCCUGGGACACGGUUGUCCGGCGCAAUGCGCCUGCUAACCUGUCGCCAGCAGCGCGCAACUUUCAGCUAGUGCUUGGUCUUCAGCGCCUUGUGCAGAACGAGAUGGCACGGGUUGCGGCAGAUCAGCCAGCGGGCGCGCCACAGGUCGUCGAGACCGCGCAGCUAGGUGUGCUGGUCUCCUUGCGGCUUGCAUGAUGGAGGAGGGCGAAUGCGUUGGAGCAUAUCUGGAGCGAAGCGCAACCAGCUUGCCUGCUGGCGCGCAGGUGUCUGAUCCAGAGUAGGUAGU
Molecule: messenger RNA, 1481 nt
Organism: Boeremia exigua
Lineage: Eukaryota; Fungi; Ascomycota; Dothideomycetes; Pleosporales; Didymellaceae
Exons: 1
Coding region: 272-1390 (372 amino acids)
Source: RefSeq, a predicted model, not a curated record